Molecule: messenger RNA, 816 nt
Organism: Rhinolophus ferrumequinum (greater horseshoe bat)
Lineage: Eukaryota; Metazoa; Chordata; Mammalia; Chiroptera; Rhinolophidae
Gene: GIMD1
Product: GIMAP family P-loop NTPase domain containing 1
Exons: 3
Coding region: 129-782 (217 amino acids)
Molecular function (GO): GTP binding
Source: RefSeq, a predicted model, not a curated record
AAUAACAUACAGUGUCAGUCCCAGAGUGGUACAAUAACGUCAAAAGGCUAAAGUUCGUACUAAAGAACGACUGCACCAGCUUAAGGGAAGUCUUUUGUGGAAAAAGAAUUUUUAACAUUGGAAAAGCCAUGACGGACUCCAACAAGAUGAUCAUCAACUUGGCCCUCUUUGGCCUGACUCAGAGUGGAAAAAGUUCUGCUGGGAACAUUCUUCUGGGAAGCACUGACUUCCACAGCAGCUUUGCUCCAGGUUCUGUGACCAAAGAUUGUAGUCUGGGCCGCAGUUCUCACCUCCAUGGCUUCAUGCGUCGAGCGGGGCAAGAGAUAACCCUGCAGGUCCAGGUGUUGGACACUCCAGGUUGUCCACACAGCAGGCUGAGCGAGGACCAUGUGAAACAGGCGGUCAAGGAGGCCCUGGCACGGCACUUUGGGCAAGAGGGUCUCCAUCUCGCACUGCUGGUGCAGAGAGCGGACAUGCCUCUCUGCGGAGAGGUGGCAUCGUCCCCAGUGCGUAUGAUCCAGGAACUUCUGGGACAAGCUUGGAAGAAUUAUACUGUCAUUCUUUUUACCCAUGCAGAAAAAAUAGAAGAGGCUGGGUUCAAUGAAGACGAAUACUUACAUGAGGCUUCUGAUACACUGCUAACCCUACUAAGUUCUAUUCAGCACAGAUAUAUUUUCCAGUAUAAAAAAGGAACUUCACUUAAUGAACAAAGAAUAAAAAUCUUAGCAAGACUUAUGGAAUUUAUAAGAGAAAACUGUUAUCAAGUUAUUACCUUUAAAUAAAAUUUACAUAAAAGGAAAAGGGCAUUGGGUUUUA